Molecule: messenger RNA, 5202 nt
Organism: Colletotrichum truncatum
Lineage: Eukaryota; Fungi; Ascomycota; Sordariomycetes; Glomerellales; Glomerellaceae
Product: endosomal peripheral membrane protein
Source: RefSeq, a predicted model, not a curated record
AUGACGACCCAGCUCCUAGCUACCGAGCUAACGAAUCUCAUCCAAGAAAGCAAGCGGAAGCACAAUGAUCUCCGUCAAGCAGCCGAAAAAUCUCUUGAAGAGCUGAAAAGCCUCAGAGGGGCCAACGAAGCCCAAGCCGCCAAUGAGUUGGCUCAACGUCCAAAUUUUGUCAACCCUUUUAUUAUUGCAUGUGGAACCAAGAAUGCAAAGUUCACAGGUAUCGCCAUCGUCUGUCUUCAGCGCCUCAUUGUUGCCCGUGCCCUGCCUAGGGGCAAGUUGAACCAGGUCCUCGAAGCCCUGAGAGAGGCGACUUCUGCUGGACUCGAUGUUCAACUCAAAAUUCUCCAGGCUCUGCCAUCACUAUUACAAAACUUUGCGACAGAUCUCAAGGGAGACCUCCUAAUUACUGCCUUGAACAUCUGCUUCAUCUUGCAGACCAGUAAAAAUGCCAUUGUCAACAACACCUCAGCUGCGACUCUCCAGCAGCUUGUGGUCUCGGUAUUUGACAAGGUGGUAGCUGAAGACAAAUCCGGAACUGCAGGGUCUCCUGCGGGCGAGGCGCCAACCGGUGAUGGCACCGUUGAGCUGCGCGCUGCCGCUCUGGAUGCGUAUAGGAUAUUCAAUGAUCUUUGUCUCAUGACAGAAAAUCAACGCCCCGAGUAUUUGAGAUUCUCCGGACUACCACAAACCUUUGGUCUGGAGUUGAUAGAAUCAGUCUUAACCAACCACGCCGCCGUAUUCUCCACCCAUAAGGAGCAGGCACACAUCCUUCAGAUCCGAGUCAUGCCUUUCAUCAUCAGCGCCCUGAAAGGCAAGCCCAACUUUGCCACAUCAGUAAGACUUGUUCGUAUCCUGUAUACACUCCUGCGACGACACAUCAGCAUUCUUCCGGCGGAAAGUGGUGACGCUCUUGAUAUCUUGACGCAUUUGCUCGACCAAGACACGGCAGUAUGGAGGCGAGCGUUGUGUCUUGAAGUGUUCAGGGGUAUUUUCGCUGAGCAUGCCCUGAUCAGACGGAUUUUCGUCAAUUAUGAUGCGAAGGAGGGCGAGAAGGACAUCGUCAAGCGCUUGACAGCAACUUUUGUGAGGCUGAGCACCGAGAAGCCGUCAGUCAUUGGGCUAGGGCAUCAAUCGACCAUUCCUGUCGCAAACCCUUAUGCAAGCAUCGCAUCGUCAACUGAUCAAGCAAUGCUUGAGGCCAGCGGUGUAACUGGCAUCAUCAGCGGCACGGUUAGCUCGGAUGGCUCCAACAUUGGAAUCAGCACACAAUGGAGCAAUGUGAGGGUUCCAUGCAUCGAUCAGCUGGACAAGACCGAGGCUCCGUCAGUUCCAGAGUCUUACAUUUAUAGCUUGACGCUGUCAUGUAUAUCAUCAUUGUCCGAAGGCCUCGCAAAAUUCAUUCUCCCUCUCACAGUGCCUGGAGAGAGCCGUAGCCGCAAGCGGGGUGCGAAGCAGGAACCAGGCCGAGAUUCUCCUGCUCCGCCUCAAGAUGAUGCCGAUGGCCAGCGUAGUGCGUUGGACAGAUCAGCUUCUUUUAAAAAGAACCCUGUCCCUCUUAACCCGCUCCUCCUAGAGGAUCAUCCCUUACACAACGAAGUCAAGAUUUGCGCGGCUAUCAUCGAAGAAUGCUGGCCGGCUAUUCUUGCCACUUGCUCGACGUUCUUGUAUGCUGCCAUGGACUCUGAGUACUAUCAUAGCCUGGUAAGAGCAUUCCAAAAGUUUGCUCAUGUUGCCGGAUUACUUCAAUUAUCGACACCAAGAGAUGCGUUCUUGACAACUCUUGGAAAGGCAGCUGUCCCGCCCAACGUCUUUACGGCGUGCCUGAAUGCAGGACCAGCUAGGCCUUCUACCCCCACGCCGACCACCGAAGCACCAAGUGGCAUUUUUAGCAACGCAAGAGGGCUGCUCAGUGUUGACAGUUUGGCGAACCAAUCCACGCCAGUUGCCGAAAAGGGAAGACAGCAAAGUGUUGAUGGAAGUCAAUUGACGCUUAACACCCGUAACCUCCUUUGCUUGAGAGCACUUCUGAACCUGGGUAUUGCUCUCGGCCCAACACUUGGCCCAUCUUGGCGUAUCAUUCUUGAGACCUUGCAACAAGCCGACUUCGUACUUUUUUCCACGAGUAAGACUCCUGGGCGGACGCCUCUAGCUACCAAGGGAGUAGAUCAUCAGGCGGAAGGCGAAGCCACUGCUCUCCUGUCCAACUUCAGCAGCGAGGUCAGGGCAGUUGAGACGGCAGCUUCGAGGCUCAUAGAAAGCACCAUCGACUUUCCAAACGACGCCUUUGGAGAGGUGGUUACCGCGAUAUGCAACCUCCUUGAGAGAGCAAAAGAAGAUAAGCAGAAGGCAGAGAGUGCGAGUGAGCCGCAAUCUCCGCAGUCGGGUGGUAUGAAGCCGGUGCCAGCAGGACAGCAUCGUCGGGUACUCAGCAUCUCAGCCGCAGCAGCCGCAGGGCCAAACCAAGAAGACCAUUUCGCUCUCGCCAAGCUAGGCGACAUUGCCACUAUCAACAUCGAUCGCUUGUUGUCAUACCCGCCAGACAUUUCUGGCUGGGCACCAUUGACAUCCGAACUCAUCCAUAUCCUGAACGCAUCUUCGAUAAAUGCUUCCGUGCGGCUUCGUGCUGCAGAGAUCCUUGUUAGACUGGCUCUCGAGUCAGCCAAUGUAGCUGCCACGAUGGAGCGCGAGCAAUGCGGCAGAGUUCAGUUGCUCCUUCUCGAGGCACUCCGAGAUGCCAUUCUGCCCUUGCAACAAGAAGACCGAGAGGUAACUGUGGCUAGUCACAGCACGGAUGUCGAAAUCCAUAAGGUGAUUCUCGACGGCCUUAAAAACUUGAUCGAAAACUGCGGCGAGACUCUCGUCAGCGGCUGGGAGAUUGCUUUCGAAAUUAUCGGCUCCAUCUUUGUCGACAAGAAGUUCGCCCCCGGAGAGCGUCGGGGUUCCCUGACGGUCGUUCUCAUGACACGAUCAGCGAAGCUUGUCAGGUCUUCUUUUAAUUCACUUCAACUAAUCUGUUCCGACUUCCUAGCGUCUCUACCCAAUUCCUGCUUUCUCAUACUUGUUGAUACCCUAUACAAAUUCUGCUCACAAGAUGAUGAUCUCAACAUUGCUUUAACGACCGUAACGUUCUUCUGGGUUCUGUCCGACUUCCUGUCUAACAAGACGGAGUCACUACCCAUCACGGCCGACCUGAUGCAAGGCUCGAGCAUCUCAGAGCUGGCUGCUCUAGCCGCUAACUCAGACCAUAAUGCAUCGGAUGCUGCACUGUGGAUGCUAUUGCUUCUCAGACUUACUACUGUGACCGCCGAUGAAAGAUUAGAACUGCGAAACAGCGCGAUUCAAACAUUACUGAGAAUUUUUGACGCAUAUGGCGACAAACUAAGCCCGGAAGCCUGGUCCAUCUGUGUCAAGGCAGUUGUGUUCAAACUCCUCUCAUCGAUCGAGGUGGAACUUCAAGCCGCUGCUGAAGAUACGUCGGCACAUCGUGAUCGGAAGGAAUGGCAUGAGACCGCGGUCGUGGUUUUGAACGGCAUCUCGGAGCUUCUAGCCACGUACAUGGAACCACUUUCUACAGAUUCGUCAUUCAACAAACUUUGGCAGGAGCUUCUCGGCCACUUCACGACACUUCUUGAUUUCAAGGUCUUGAAUAUCAACACAGCCACUUACAAGGCUCUCGGCAAAGUCAUUAAGUUUGAAGACGAACCUGGCAGGCCAGUCUUUGAUACUAGUACCGUCAACGCCGUAUGGGAGCUGUGGUCUCGAGGAAUACCGGUGGCUUUGGACGAGGAAGAAGGAAAGAAAAUGGACAACCAGAAUUGUCUUAUAGCUUACGUUGCCGCCUUCCACGAUGUGUACCAGCUCAUUCAGCAGGACUUGACCGUGGACCGUGUGCGCCAGCUUUUGACGCUUUUCCGUGAAGCUCUUCAGCAGGCCACAGUUGGAGCCUACGUCAACGACGUUGAGUACGUCACGCCACUUCAGAACCAAGUCCUCGAAGCCAUUAAAAUGGUGAGAACAGACCUCACCGGCGUACCGUCAGCGAUGAUCUCGCAGGUAGCAGAGUUCGUCCGCCUGGCAUUCAACGACGAAGCACUCAAUUCCGAGCGUUCGACUCAGCGAAGGACUUAUGUCGCAAUGUCCAAGGCAAGCAUGGCAAUUCUACAGACUCUCAUCCUCAAGAAUGCUUCAGAUGCAGACAUAUACUCCAGCGAAGCCUUCUCCGCCGCGCUCUCGGCCCUCUCCAAGCCUGUGGUCUUGAAAUACGGCUUCCCCAUCGUCACCAAAUCAGUUCAACCCUGGCGCCUUGCAACAACCUCUAUCCUAGCCAUCCUGGAAGCCACGCUCCCCCAGAUCCGGUCCCUGGAGGUCCCGCGGCAAACGCUCCAGAGCAUCUGGCAGAUGAUUGUCGAAAUCGCAGACGGCAUCGUUAGCGCAAAUUGCAACGCAGCUCCCGCCGCUGCCGAUCUCUCUGACGACGAGUCCUUCGACAUCACCGCUUUCCACAAGCUCCGCGAGCUCAUCAUCCCUUCACUGGGAGCCGAGGCGAUCCCCGACAAGACCCGCAAAGCCUACGCGGAAUCUCUGUUCCGUACAUCCAUCAUCCACGCCCCAUCGCCGGCCGAGGCCUCCCUCCUCUCCGGCGGCGAUGCAACGGGCCUCGCGGCGUUGUACCAGAAACGCAUCGGCCACACCGUAGAUCCCCUUCCCACCCGCCGCGCCCGCAUGAGCUAUGUCUGCGUGGACGAGCUCUUCUCCCUCGUCUCGUCUUACGACGAGGGCUCGCUGCGCAUCGUGGUACAGCCGCCUACGCCCGCGUUCCCUCCGCCUCGCUCCGUUCUCUCUGAGGCCCCUCAGGCACUGCACAUCCGCAUCGCACGUACCGCGGCGCCCUUCCUCAUCCUUCGCGCCGCGCUGACCAUUCGCGCCUACAUCGCCGAUCAGCCCCUACGAGGCCGCAUGCCGCAGCCUCUUUCACAGCGCAAGGAGCUCCUCCGCAUUCUGCGGCAGCUAGUCGAUCUCACCUCCGCAUCGGACGCCAUCCCCGACACGCCCAACGUUGAGAGCGAAGGACGCAAGCACUUGCUUCGCCUAUAUCCUCUCCUCGUCAGCGCUGUGAAGGUAGCGGGCGGCUCCGGCGAUGAAGCUGUGCAGAACCUGUGCAUCGAGGCUCUCGAAGUCGUCGGUGGUGAGUUGGGGCUAUAG